AAUAUAUUGGAGUAUAUUUGGAUCCCCAGGAAGCCCUAUUAUAUACAAAUUUACCAGGAAAUUUGGGGAGGAAUGGGGUUGAUGGGCUUCAUCGUUUAUGAAAUCAAGAGUGCUGGUAAAAGAAGUAAUGCUUUGAAAGUUUUGAGUCCUGAGUCUGCGCAUGGUCAUCAUUAA
Balaenoptera acutorostrata (minke whale) is the source of this 174-nucleotide messenger RNA. Its product is annotated as ATP synthase subunit ATP5MPL, mitochondrial-like. Lineage: Eukaryota; Metazoa; Chordata; Mammalia; Artiodactyla; Balaenopteridae. The transcript is spliced from 2 exons. The record is from RefSeq and is a predicted model, not a curated record. The annotation marks the transcript as partial. Gene Ontology annotation, cellular component: mitochondrion.